AUGGAGUCUACAAUGGGUGCGACGGAAACAUUUUUAUUUACCUCAGAAUCUGUAGGUGAAGGUCAUCCAGACAAAAUAUGUGAUCAAAUUUCUGAUGCAAUAUUAGAUGCGUGUUUAAAGACUGAUCCUGAUUCUCGUGUAGCUUGUGAAACGUGUACAAAGACGGGGAUGAUUCUGGUUUGUGGUGAAAUAACAACAAAAGCUCAUAUUGACUAUCAACAAGUUAUUCGAGCAAAAGUAAAAGAAAUUGGAUAUGAUUCAUCGGAUAAAGGCUUUGAUUAUAAAACAAUAAACGUUCUCGUAGCACUUGAACAACAAUCACCCGAUAUUGCACAAGCUGUACAUGAAAAUAAACGUGAUGAAGACAUCGGAGCGGGUGAUCAAGGUCUGAUGUUUGGUUAUGCAACGGAUGAAACAGAGGAAUGUAUGCCAUUGACGGUUAUUUUGUCACAUCGGUUAAACCAAAAAUUAUCAGAGUUGAGACGAAACGGUCAGUUGCCAUGGUUGAGACCUGAUACAAAGACCCAGGUGACAGUCGAAUAUUCGUUUGAUAAUGGCGCGUGCGUACCGAGAAGAGUGCACACUAUUGUUAUUAGUACACAGCAUGAUGAAGAUGUAACAAUGGAACAAUUAAGAAAGGACUUAAUGGAAAAAGUGAUCAAAACCGUAGUACCGCAGAAAUAUUUGGACGAAAAAACAGUAUAUCAUUUAAAUCCAUCAGGAAAAUUUGUCAUUGGUGGACCACAAGGUGACGCUGGUUUAACUGGUCGUAAAAUCAUUGUAGAUACAUACGGUGGAUGGGGUGCACAUGGUGGUGGAGCGUUUUCAGGCAAAGAUUCAUCCAAAGUUGAUCGAUCGGGAGCAUAUGCUGCGAGAUGGGUAGCUAAAUCAUUAGUUAAAUCCAAAUUAUGCAGACGAUGCCUCGUUCAAGUAUCCUAUGCGAUUGGCAUUGCGGAACCAUUGUCAGUGACCGUAUUUUCGUACGGUACAUCAAAAUAUUCCGAGAAAGAAUUACUUAAUGUAGUCCUUAAAAAUUUUGAUUUACGUCCUGGUAUGAUAAUGAAAAAUUUAGAUUUAAAAAAGCCAAUUUUUUCCAAAACAGCAUGUUAUGGACAUUUUGGACGAGAAGAAUUUCCAUGGGAACAUGCAAAAGAAUUAAAAAUCAACUAA
This is a messenger RNA of Didymodactylos carnosus, 1170 nucleotides long. The record is from the annotation of a GenBank genome assembly. NCBI's taxonomy places the organism in Eukaryota, Metazoa, Rotifera, Eurotatoria, Philodinida, Philodinidae.